Molecule: messenger RNA, 303 nt
Organism: Ectocarpus sp. CCAP 1310/34
Lineage: Eukaryota; Phaeophyceae; Ectocarpales; Ectocarpaceae
Source: the annotation of a GenBank genome assembly
AUGUUGUUGCGUGUUGCAGCACCUGGGGUACAACGGCGGAACGUGAAGGGAAGCGCGAGGACUGGCUGUCCGUUUGAGGUUAGCGUCCGGCACGCGAAGUCCCACAGGUGGCCCAGGAUUAGCAAAAUGAAGCUCACGCACAACCACAGCGUCGACCGCAAGACCAUCGACGUCAAGCUUCGCCUCGCAUCAAAACCUACGGAGGAGCAGCUGGGACAAGUGAAGCAGAUGACAAGUCAUGGGAUGAAGCCAAAAGAGGUGACAAAAACAAUGAAGGCGUAGCACGAGGACAGCGACAUCGAC